AUGGGUAUAGAAGCCUCUGCUGAAUGGGCAACAGCAACCGAUAAGAAAAUCAGUGCUAGAGGUCAGGGGCUUCAAUAUCUUCCUAAAAGUUUGCUUCCAAUGUCACCUAUUAAAGUCAUUGAUUUUGCUGGAAACAAAAUACAAUAUUUACCGCAUGAUUUGCGAUCACUAACAGCUUUAAAUCUAUCAAAUAAUUCACUUGGAGAUUUAAAUCCAUCCAUGAUAGCAGCCAUCGACACGUACGUUCAAUUAGAACAAUUAUCUCUCGAGAACAAUGGACUAACAGAAUUCCCACCAUCAUUUACCCAAUUACCACUCAAACUACUAGUAUUAUCAUCGAAUAAAUUGACAAAAUGGGAUUUUGAAUUUAAUGACCUUCAAUUUUUAGGAUUAGCUAACAAUUUAUUAACAUUAUUUGCUGGAAGAAUGCCAAACUUAAUCACAGCUGAUCUAUUUUUCAACAAAAUAAGCGUAUUUAACUUAAUUGGAGAAAUAUUAACUACCUUAAAUAUAGUUGGCAAUAAUUUAACAGAAUUACCCGAUUUAGAAUUCCCUUUUCUUAAGAUUUUACUUGUUGAAAUGAACAAAUUAAAACAUCUCCCGAAUUUGCAAAAAUUUGCUCCAAAACUUGAACGCUUAUCAAUAUCAGACAAUGAACUGGAGGAGAUCCCACCUGUUCCACCAACUCUUUCUACUCUUAUUGCAUCAAAUAACAAAAUUUCAAAAAUUGACGAUUCUCUCUACGAAAUUUCGAAUGCUACAGAGAUAAACUUAUCAUUCAAUCUCAUUACCUCCAUCAAAUCAUUCAAGAACGAAGUCAAUUUUAUAUAUUUACAGAACAAUUUGAUCGAAAAUUGCGAAGAAAUCAAGUGCGGCAACACCAUUCUCAAAAACAACAGAUUGGAAGUAAUUCCAGACUUCCACAACAUACGAAUAUUCUCAUUUGAGAUGGGGUUCAACAGAAUCAAAGAAAUAGACUUGUCAAGAAUGCCAAGUGUCUUAGUGAAGUUGUGUCUUCCAUGCAACUGCAUCAAGGAAGUCCCAAAAGAGCUGCUCAAGAUGCCUCUUAAAACUCUGGAUCUCUCUGAGAACGAAAUCGAAAAAAUCGAAGGGCUUCAAGAUACAAAAAUCCUAUCUCUCAACCUUUCUGGUAAUAAAAUCAGAGAGGUGCCAGAGCUACCGCCAUCACUGACAAUUUUCAGAAUCAGUGACAACUUAUUAACAGAGCUGCCAACUCUGCCACAGCUGACAACGCUGGAUGUAAGCGGAAAUAGAAUAAAGAAGAUACCGGAUAUCGAAACGCUCGUGCUUUUGUAUGCGUCGAGAAACGAAAUCGAAGAAGUGCCAAAUCUGAAAAGUACAGAAAUUAUUGAUAUGAGCCAUAACAAUAUUAAGACUGUGUCAGAUAUCAGCGCUUCGUUCGCAGAUUUCUCGUAUAAUAACCUUGAAGAAUUCGAAGUUGACGAUGAUUAUUUGAUGUCGAUAAAAGUUGCGCAUAACAAGAACCUCUGCCUUGAUUUAGAUCUGACAAUAUUUAAGAGACUCGAUUGUCUUGAUAUUGUUGGGAUAAAAAGCGCAAAGUUGAUAUUAAACACUCAAAUCAAUACAAAACUUAGAGAAAUUGACAUAUCAAAUGAGACGGAAUUGAUAAUGUCGAACGACUUCCCGGUAAAUAAAAUAGCAAUGACGGGUAAAGUUGGCUACGCUGAUAUGCAAGGCCAAAGAGGAACAAUGGAAGACGCCCUGAUCGUAGAUAGCAAUAUUGGCAUUUAUGCUAUCUUUGACGGUCACGGAGGACACAUUGUUUCGUCCCUUUCCGCUCAAAGAAUUCAUGAACGUUUACAAAGUUUACAAAAUGGCUCUGAAUUUAGAGAAUUAAUAACACAGGCUGUUGAUUCAGUCGUUGGGGAGCUGAAAGAGAAGAAAGUCCUAGGUGGUUCAACAAUGUGCUUAGUGAGAGUUGGCCAGGAUAAAAUUGAAGUGGCAAACAUAGGAGAUUCAAGAUGCGUUGCCAUUCUCAAGGAUGGAACACAAAGACAGCUCUCAAACGACCACAAACCUACAUAUAGACCAGAAGUCGAAAGAAUCAGAGAGAAAGGAUCGUUCGUUUCCAAGGGAAGAGUACAAGGAAGACUCGCCGUUGCAAGAGCAAUCGGAGAUUUCGCAGUUCUCGGAAUUGAGUCGGUUAUUGAGUUUACGGAAAUAGAUAAGGACAUUGUCAGCCGAAUUGUAAUCGGGUGCGAUGGACUUUAUGACGUCGUUUCAAAUGAAGAUUGUUUGAAAAUUUGCAAUGAAAAUCAAUCAGCUGUUACGACAGCUUAUAAAUUACGUGAUAGAGCAUUCCAAAGAGGCUCUACGGAUAAUAUAUCUGUUAUUGUUGUUGAUUGUUUAUAA
Molecule: messenger RNA, 2394 nt
Organism: Trichomonas vaginalis G3
Lineage: Eukaryota; Parabasalia; Trichomonadida; Trichomonadidae
Product: protein phosphatase 2C family
Exons: 1
Coding region: 1-2394 (797 amino acids)
Molecular function (GO): cation binding; protein binding
Source: RefSeq, a predicted model, not a curated record